AUGAUGAAGGGCCUGUAUACUCUUGAGAGGAUGAUUUUACUGUUAUCUAUGAUGUUCAUAUAUACUGAGGUUUAUGCCAUCACCUUUUGUGAAAAGUCUGCCAUUACAGUUAGAUACGUUGAUCACUGUCCAACAGACUUCAGAUCGUGGGGAAUUGUGGCCAAAAAGAUGAACUGUGAAUCCAUUGAACAACAUUGCUCAGAUUCCUUCAAAACCGGGCGACAUCAGUUCCAGUACCAUUGCGUCAUCAAUGCUUGGAUGAACGCCACUUUGGAAGUGUGCGCCCUAAAUAGAACUAUAUUUGGGUAUUGUACAGAAUACAACAUCAACGGGUUUGUGAUACAAGAUAAUUAUGGGGCAGACUGUACGAAGUUAAACCCGCCAUGUCCGUCAUCGUACAACUCGGCAGAGGCAUACAAGUAUCAAACUUGCUAUGACCUGGUAAAAAGGAAUCGUAAGAUGGCAGACUACACUAUUAAAGAUUCGAAGCAUCCUUAUUCGGCUUCAGAAAGACUCUGUGGAAUGUUGGCCUUACCAAUCCUGACCAUUCUCCAUGUGAUGCGUGCGCAUGUUUUGUAAAAACAUUUCAUAUAAUUUGGUUACUAACGUGUAGUAUGCAGG
Messenger RNA from Magallana angulata, 621 nucleotides. RefSeq lists its product as uncharacterized. The transcript has 5 exons. Lineage: Eukaryota; Metazoa; Mollusca; Bivalvia; Ostreida; Ostreidae. The record is from RefSeq and is a predicted model, not a curated record. Bases 1 to 579 code for a protein of 192 amino acids.